ACAUAUUAUACUAAGCGUAAAAUCGUGUUUUUAUACAAAACGGUCUACGAAAUUUCUAACGAAAAGAAAAUUUUCUGUACUCGUAGAAAUCGCGCUAAAAAUAACUCAAGGCCGUGCCACAGAUUAAAAACUAAUUCCUUAGGUAUCAAAACUUUUUGUUUCGACCUUAUUUAUUUUUAACGCUGCGGGUACUACGUUGAAGUACGCAUGCGCCGGCUUUUCACCCUGUCACCUCACAUAACCUCAAAGGGGUUCAACGGGAACAACAAUUCAUUAAUAUUAUUUUGUAUGGUGUAAUUUUUAAAUGGGCAGCCGUGUGUGCGUCGACAUUCCUAUUGGCUGUCUGACAUCGUACCAUUGCCUCAAAUGAUGAACAGUUGAGGAACAGCGGCUCGUAAAGUGAAUCAGUGCCCGUUAUGUUGAGGAAAGAGGAACAUUACAGUGAUAUUUCAGUGAUAAAUACUAAGUGUAUCGAUGUAUAUAGUGAUUUAUAAGUGUAUAGUUAUAUUAAAGUAAAGUUUUAGAGUGAGUGUUUAUAAAAAUAUUGCCGCAAUAUUUUUAGGUUAUGUUUGGUCGCUUUCACGCCGUCUGUGUACAGUCAGCAGAUUAGCAAAACAAAUUGCCUAAUUGUUUUUCGAUUUUCGAAUUGAAUUAGUAGUGUAUUUGUGUGACCUACAUUGUUCACGUUUAGUUAUCGUGUAUAAACGCAGCAGCAUCACAAAAGACUGAUACUAGACUAAUCUUCUACAAGAUUAGUUAAAAAGAAAGCUUAUCAACAACGAAUCUGGGACCAAAUGGACUGAUAAAUUAAUAAACAGAAUAAAACAAAAAGUGUCUUAAAACUAGUGCAUAAGUGUAUACAGACUUUAGAGACGAUAAAAACAAUUAAUAUGACGAAGAAAAAUUUAUCCCAGGCUACUGGGUUAUUGAACCCCGCUGAACCUGAAGUUCCAAAGAUAAUCUUAGAUGAAGAGGAGUCGCGGAGAAACUCCCUGAUUGGUAGUGUAAUGGAUAACAUCUCCAUCGCUGCAAGAGGGAGGGACUAUGACGUGAAGAGGAAACGAUGGCUAAUCCUCGGCAUGUUUGUGAUCUACUCGGCCUCAAACUCCAUGCAAUGGACUCAGUUCACGAUAAUUCAGGACAUAAUAAUGAACUAUUACGGUGUGACUGGCAACCAAGUGUCGUGGACUUCCAUCAUUUAUAUGAUCACCUAUGUGCCUCUCAUAUUCCCUGCGAGCUGGUUUCUGGAUAAAACGAACCUUCGCGUGACAACAAUCAUCGGUUCGUUCGGGACGUGUUUGGGAGCAUGGCUGAAGGUGUUCUCCGUGCCCCAGGACAUGUUCUGGCUGGGUUUCACUGGCCAGACUGUGGUGGCUGUCUCCCAGGUGUUCAUACUCAACGUGCCACCGCGUCUGGCAGCUGUCUGGUUCGGAGCUGAUCAGGUCUCGUCUGCCUGCAGUAUCGGCGUGUUUGGGAAUCAGCUUGGUGUGGCCGUUGGCUUCGUGCUUCCUCCGAUGUUAGUCCGUGCAUCGGGCACCAUCCCCGAGAUAGCAGCCGACCUGCGCCUCAUGUUCUACCUCAUCGCAGGCUUCACCAGUGUGCUGUUCGUUUUUAUUCUACUGUUCUUCAAGGCCGCUCCCCCCUCGCCACCAUCAGCCGCUGCAGAUCUUGGCAACAGUCUGGACUCGAACUUCCUACUGUCCCUGAAGAAACUGAUCACGAACCGCAACUAUGUGCUGCUCCUCAUCUCAUACGGUCUCAACGUAGGAACCUUCUACGCUAUCUCGACUCUGCUCAACCAAGUCAUACUCACUUAUUAUCCGGGAGCAAACGUAGACGCGGGUCGCAUUGGUCUGGUGAUCGUGGUGGCCGGCAUGGCAGGGUCGGUGGUGUGCGGGCUGGUGCUGGACAAGACGCACCGCUUCAAGGAGACCACGCUCUCGGUGUACGCCGCCUCCGUCGUCGGCAUGCUCAUCUUCACCUUCACGCUCGACUGCGGAUACAUCGCCGUGGUCUAUCUCAGCAGCAUUUUACUUGGGUUCUUCAUGACUGGCUACUUACCUGUGGGCUUCGAAUUUGCUUCAGAGGUGACCUACCCCGAGCCUGAAGGCACCACUUCAGGAAUACUGAACGCUGUAGUUCAGAUCUUCGGUAUUGUGACUACCCUGCUGUAUGAAUGGAUGCUGGGCACAGUCGGAGAUCGCUGGUCGAACCUCACCCUCUGUGGACUGCUGGCUCUAGGCACUGCCAUCACGGCAGCCAUCCGAUCCGAUCUGAGGCGACAGGCCGCUCAGAACAACGCCAAGGAGUGAAUCGAUCAACGUAUUCAUAUUAAUUGACAUUCCAAAAGUAUUCUCAAAUAAUGCAUUAUUUUAUAAAAUUCUUGUAUUGUAUGCAGCCAGCUUUACGUUUUUAAUUAUUUGUAAAUUCUCUGCGAGUUGGACUCAAGCUGUGACGUAACUGCACUCAGUUUAAGUCGGGCCUAUAUAAAUUAUAAUAUAUUGUUAGCAGCGAUACAUUAUCUCACUAUAAUAUUAUUAUUUAUUACUGAUAAGUUUACGUAUUAUACUUAUGUUAGUGGUGCUUAGGCUGUGAAUUUAUCGUUAUCAUCUUGUUUGGACUCAUUCUGAGGCGAAUUCUAGAGAGGAAUAAAUGGAUAAACGUAUACGGCAAUAAUUUGCAGAGAUUUUUAAUUAAUAUUUUAGUAGCCUAAUAGGUACCUAUUGAAAUUAUUUAUUAUAAUUGAAAUGCCUUUUAGUGAGACCACUAUUAUCCAAGUGUCAAAUUCUGUAGACUUUAUAGUAGGGGAGCCCAUGAAGGGAUUUCGGUAGUUACUCGAGCGCGUCAGAUUAACAUAUGGGGAAAACCUA
This is a messenger RNA of Spodoptera litura, 2870 nucleotides long. RefSeq names its product Histamine transporter (gene HisT). Gene Ontology annotation, cellular component: membrane. Gene Ontology annotation, molecular function: heme binding; heme transmembrane transporter activity. NCBI's taxonomy places the organism in Eukaryota, Metazoa, Arthropoda, Insecta, Lepidoptera, Noctuidae. Gene Ontology annotation, biological process: transmembrane transport; heme export. The record is from RefSeq and is a predicted model, not a curated record.